This is a messenger RNA of Pogoniulus pusillus (Red-fronted tinkerbird), 1566 nucleotides long. Its product is annotated as butyrophilin-like protein 9. Lineage: Eukaryota; Metazoa; Chordata; Aves; Piciformes; Lybiidae. Bases 1 to 1566 code for a protein of 521 amino acids. Gene Ontology annotation, molecular function: signaling receptor binding. The transcript has 7 exons. The record is from RefSeq and is a predicted model, not a curated record. Gene Ontology annotation, cellular component: external side of plasma membrane. Gene Ontology annotation, biological process: T cell receptor signaling pathway; regulation of cytokine production.
AUGGACCAGAGGGGAUGGCUCUUUGUGGUUGUGGCGCUGUUCAAAGCCAUCCCUCCUUCAGAAAAAUCUGACGUCAUCUCUCCCCAGCACGUGGUGAGCUUUGUUGGCCAGGACACUCUGCUCCCUUGCCACGUCUCUGCCACAAAGGCACUGGACAUCGUGGCAGUGGAGUGGAGGAAAAUCAUGGAUGGGCAUUUAGAAGACAUCCACAGCUACAGGCAGCCUGGUGACAAAGCAGCACAGGGAAACCUCGGGCGGACAUGGCUGGAAAGGUCUGGGAUUGCCACUGGGAAUGUGUCCCUGGUGUUGAGGAAGGUGCAGCCAGCAGAUGAAGGAAUGUACCUGUGUGUUGUGAGAUCCAAGGACUGGAGUGCUGAGACAGACACCAUGCUCAGCAUUGCAGGCACUGGUGAAGUAUCCAUUGAGAUACUGGUCCCACAGGGGCAAGGGCUGGAGCUCAUCUGCAGAUCCCAUGGAUGGUUCCCCAAACCUACUGUCCAGUGGGUUGCUGAAAGUGGGCAGAGCCUGUCCCCAGACACUGCAAUGCACCAGGACAGCAACCAACUCUUCAGUGUGCUGAGCCGAGUCACAGUCACGGGGGAAGAAGUGGGAGAAGUCACUUGUCAGAUCCUCAACCCUCUGGUGCAGGCUGAGAAGAACUCAACUGUGCUUCUCUCCAGUGACUCACAGUGGCACAAGAAGAAGUCUUUGCUCUCCACAAAGCAGAAGGCUCUUCAGAAGCCAUCCCAUGGAGAAGAGGUUUUCAAGGAGCAUGGAAGUACAACGGAGGAAGGUAGCAGAAGGGCUCUGGAAUGUGAGCAGCAGCAGCAGCAGGACCUCCAGCAGCUCUCCCAGCAGAUGGAAACUCUACAGAGAGCUUUUCAGACCUUGCAGGAGUCUGCCCAGCUUGAGCUUCAGCUCCUCAGAGCAGCUCUGGACACCAAACUAGAGCUCUUCAGAAGCCAACUCUACAAAGGUAAGCAUCAAGGGGACAAUGGAGAUGUCACCCUGGAUGCUGACACAGCUCAUCCCAGACUGCAAAUCUCUGAUGCAGGGAAGAGUGUGAGAGACACUGGGACCAUCAGAGCUGUUGCCAGGAGUGAGCUGAGAUUUGAUUCCCAUCUGUUUGUGCUGGCCAAGGAAGGAUACACAUCUGGCAGACACUACUGGCAAGUGCAUGUUGGCAAGAGGAAAAGCUGGACCUUGGGUGUUGCCCGGGAGUCUGUGACUCGCACAGGGACAUUGACUGUGUCCCCUGAGAAUGGCUUCUGGACCAUAGGGCUUGUGGCUGGGAGAGACUGCUGGGCCUACACGGAGCGCUGGUGCCGCCUGAGUGGGAGUGGGAAGCUGCAGAAGGUUGGGGUCUUCCUGGACAUCUCAGCCAAGAAGCUGUCGUUUUACAACGUCCACAAGGGGGCAGCUCUGUACACUUUCAGCAUUGCUGGGGGCAGCAGGCAGGCAGAGAGGUUUUUUCCUUUCUUCUCAACAGGUUCUGCAGCUGAAAAGCCUGAGGAGGGGCCUCUGAGGAUAGUGGAGGGGUUUGAUGAUGAUGAUGAUGAUGAAUAG